GGUGCUGGCGCUGCGGGUGUCGCGAGCGGGCGGAGCGCGCGCGCGCAGGCUGGUUCCGCUUGGGGCACCUAGGGCUCCUUAAAGGCAGCGCGCGAGCUCCCUGCCCCCGCCACGGACUAUGUCGGUGUCCCCCGUGAAGCGGCCGAAGAUGGAGUCGGUGCUGGACCAGCUCAGACACCACACCACCGUGGUGGCUGACACCGGGGACUUCAACGCAAUUGAUGAGUAUAAGCCCCUAGAUGCCACUACAAACCCAUCUCUGAUACUAGCUGCUGCUCAGAUGCCAGCUUACCAAGAACUUGUGGAUGACGCAGUUGAGUAUGGAAGAAAACUUGGUGGGUCAGAAGAUGAGCAGAUCAAAAAUGCUUGUGACAAACUUUUUGUAUUAUUUGGAGCUGAAAUAUUGAAGAGGAUACCUGGCCGUGUGUCAACAGAAGUAGAUGCAAGGUUGUCCUUUGAUAAGGAAGGAAUGAUUCAGAGGGCCAGGCACCUCAUUGACCUUUAUAAGGAAGCAGGAAUUGGUAAAGAUCGUAUUCUCAUAAAGCUGUCUUCAACAUGGGAAGGAAUACAGGCUGGCAAGGUUCUGGAAGAGGAAUAUGGGAUUCACUGCAAUAUGACCUUGCUGUUCUCCUUUGCUCAGGCAGUUGCCUGUGCUGAAGCUGGAGUUACUCUAAUUUCCCCAUUUGUAGGACGUAUCCUGGAUUGGUAUGUUGCAAGUGGGGAUAAGAAAACAUAUGAGCCUUCAGAGGAUCCAGGUGUGAAGAGUGUCACUAAGAUCUAUAAUUACUACAAAAAGUUUGGCUACAAAACUAUUGUGAUGGGUGCUUCAUUUCGAAAUACAGGAGAAAUAAAAGCACUUGCAGGCUGUGACUAUCUCACUAUUUCACCCAAGCUUUUGGCAGAGCUCAGCAAAGACUAUGUCAAGUUAACUCCCACACUCAAUGUUAAAGAUGCUCAGGCAUAUGAUCUUGAGAAAAUCCACCUGGAUGAGAAAGCAUUCCGCUGGCACCACAAUGAAGACCAAAUGGCUGUGGAGAAGCUGUCAGAUGGGAUCAGAAAGUUUGCUGCUGAUGCAGAUAAACUGGAGAGAAUGUUAAAGGAGCGAAUGUUCAGUGCUGAAAAUGGGAAGUAGGAAAAUCAUCAUUUUCCUGGCUGGUCAAGGCUGAAUGAGUGGAUCACUCGCAGUUAAAUGGAUGUACAAAUGUCUUACUUGUAAAAGUCUUACGCUAUAUAGGGAUAGAUUUCUGUAUUAUGCUUUUUUAAUCAAUUUUUCUGGCACUCUUGUCAAUACAUUCAAAUUAACACAUACUUUCCUUGUAAUCUGAUCAUUUCACUACUGCAGGGGAUUCAGUUGAUUGGGCUGACAUAGUACCAGUAUUCCAAGGAAAGUUAUAAUGCUGCAGUUUGGAUUUUUAAAAAAAUCAUUUUUUUGUAUACACUUUCCUAACAAGAGAGUUUUUGUCUUUUCAUAACCUUACCAUGACUAAAAGGGAAAAAAAAAAUCCCUUUUCUAGCCUCAGAGAGAAUCUAAUUAACUUUAGGCUUUUUCUGAUGAGCAUUGCCUAAAGCUGGUUAGAAAAGUAACUUCUUUAGGUUGUGACACUUAAUCAUUGUAAUACCAGAGAGCUGGACAUACAGGCGGCUCUGCAUGUAUGUGUAGAAUAAGUGAGGCUGAAUGCAAGAGGCUAGUCUAUGUUUUCUUACUGAGAUCUCUAAGCAUGAAUCCUCUGCUGUCUUGUCUGUUCAGCAUUGUGCAAUGAACCCCUAUUCCUGCUUCAUCUCAGCAGGUUGUCUUAUACCAGCUUGGGCUUUUUAUUUACCACUGGUUGUCCUUUCUAACAGAGCAGAUCUGGAACAGUCCUGGCUGCUCAAAGUACCAAAUUAGGGUAAAAACACUGAAUCAAAAAGCCCCUUAUGUUACAAACACCAUCUUCUUAAGUGUCGCUCUGCAGGCCAGCAUACUAAUGCAGUUUUUCCCCACCGUUGAAGUUUAUUUGCAGUGAGGCACUUCUGAUGCCAUUUGUGGAUCUCACCUGAAGAACAUGCUGUUAGGAGCAUCAGCUUCAUUAUAACAGUGCAUCAACAGCUAAUCAAACUUGUCCUAUCCCUUCAUCCUUGAAGGAAGACAGUUGGGAAAUAAUACAGUGAACAAUGCUUCCAGUGCAGCUUUACAUAUGUAAAGUAAAACAACUGUUCCAAA
Messenger RNA from Rhea pennata, 2200 nucleotides. It is a transcript of the gene TALDO1, whose product is annotated as transaldolase 1. Gene Ontology annotation, molecular function: transaldolase activity. NCBI's taxonomy places the organism in Eukaryota, Metazoa, Chordata, Aves, Rheiformes, Rheidae. The record is from RefSeq and is a predicted model, not a curated record. Bases 119 to 1132 code for a protein of 337 amino acids. The transcript is spliced from 8 exons. Gene Ontology annotation, biological process: pentose-phosphate shunt; pentose-phosphate shunt, non-oxidative branch; carbohydrate metabolic process. Gene Ontology annotation, cellular component: intracellular anatomical structure; cytoplasm.